UCAACAACAGCUAUAGCUAUAGCAUCAGCAGUAAUUUUUUUUUUCGAAUGGAAAAUAGCCAGCUGGAGAUUCUUUUAAUUAUAUAAUUUGCUUGUUUCUUGUCAGUAAUUCAGGAUAUUUGCGUAUGCUGAUUAUUUUGAUUUUCUUUUUGUGCCGAACAUCGUCGACAUAAUAUCUUUGAAACAACUAUUAUUCAUCUGUUAACUGAAAAGAAUGGACUUCGAAGAAGGAUCCACGUCUCAACAAUUAACUCAAACUCAAUCCAAUGAGAGCAAGAGAGGUAGGAACUGGACUGAGGAUGAAGAUGCCCAGCUAUGUCUUUCCUGGCUGGCCAUAUCAAAAGAUUCUGUAAAAGGAACAGAUCAGAGUAAAACAACUUUUUGGAUGGCAGUCAGACAGCACGCGGGGAUAAAGAUGUACUAUAUUAAAGACAGACCGGUGGACGGUGUGCGACAGCGAUUCAACCAAUUGAGCCACCAAAUAUCGAAGUACAUCGGAUGUUUGGCAUUUGUGAACCGGGCGAACAAAAGCGGAGAAAGUACGGAUGAUAAGUACCAGGCCGCGAGAGAAUUAUUUUUGAGAGAGACGAAGCAAAGACAUUUUAAGAUUCAAAGGUGCUACGAUAUUUUGAAAACAGAGCCGAAAUUCCAAGUCGCUAGUGCCAAUAAGAGGAUGAGGUCAGUUGACGAUGCAACUGUUCUUCACAGCAGAAGGAUCUAUCACCAUGUCCCCUGUCAAUGCGCCCGUAGGAACGGAGUCCAUGGAACGUGAUUUAUUUUAUACACCCACGGCUGCACAACGACCACUUGGCAGGAAUAAGGCUAAACGGAUUUAUGAAACGCCUGGAGAAAAUGUAUGGCAGAAAGUGAUACACGAAAUGAAGCGAAAAAACGAUCUGUUAGAAAGACAUACAGUAGUUAUGGAGAGGGCUACAGAACUAAAACUACUCACAACACCAUUGAACGAUCUGGAUGUGCUGAGUAGACAAGUAAUCGAGAAACAGAAAUUUGAUAUAGCAAAAAAAUAUCUGCCCAACGACGAAGCUGAAAAACAGCCAGUACUUGAUGAAGAAUUUGAUGAGGAACUUUUUGAGGCCGAGUUCCUCGAGGAAGUUUGAUUAUUGAUUUUCUAUAGCAUACAAUCCCUUUUGCUCAGUGACAUUGUUUUUCAGUGAUGCUUAAUGACAAAGAUGAAACAAUCUCCAUUACAGUAAUAUUCCGAUUUUAUCACCCCCUUGGUGAAUUUUGGGGUGACAAAAUCGUAAAAUUUUUUAUUUUAGUUUUUCUAUUUCAUUUUUCAAAUAUGAAUCAGUUUAUGUCUUGUAAAGGUAAAAUGC
This is a messenger RNA of Armigeres subalbatus, 1336 nucleotides long. RefSeq lists its product as uncharacterized. The transcript has 4 exons. The record is from RefSeq and is a predicted model, not a curated record. Lineage: Eukaryota; Metazoa; Arthropoda; Insecta; Diptera; Culicidae. Bases 214 to 771 code for a protein of 185 amino acids.